Messenger RNA from Porites lobata, 1089 nucleotides. The record is from the annotation of a GenBank genome assembly. NCBI's taxonomy places the organism in Eukaryota, Metazoa, Cnidaria, Anthozoa, Scleractinia, Poritidae.
AUGGUUAUGAUGAACUCGACGCCUGCAACGAACAUAAGCGAGAAGCCUUCAACUAACCCAGUGUUAUUGAGUCCAGAGUUACUUUUGCUACUGAUAAUUGCUGACAUCACGUUCGGACUCAUUAUUACUCUAGGUAACGCCACUCUCUUCUUCACAAUUUACCGCGAUCCGUGCCGCUGUCUACGGACACCAUCUGUAUUUCUGAUCGCAAAUCUUUCAGUGGCGGAUUUUUUCAUGGGAAUUGUUAGCUACCUUAGAGCCGUGGAGCUGAUAUACCAGUACUGUGGUUUACCAGACUUAACUAUUGUUAAUAUAACUGGGUAUUUUAUGGGAGCGGUGUCAAUUCUCGCGGCAGUAUCUACGUUGAUGGCGAUGUCGUACGAUCGAUUUAUUGCCAUCAUCAAGCCAUUUCAAUAUCCGCAGAAAGUGACUAUCUCCAAAGCAAAGAUUUCCAUAGCCGUUAUUUGGAUAAACGCGCUGGUCAUGUCCGUUCUGCCAGUAUCCGAUGUGAAACAGGAGAAUUUCUUGCUUGCUUACUGUUACUCUCAUUUCCUCGUCCCUUCAUUUAUUUUAACAACAGCAUACUUGAAAAUUUACAAGAAAAUUAUCUUGCAAAGAAAUGAACUUCAAGAAGUUAGAGCAAGCCUGACAGCGAUUAACAGAAAAAAGCAGUUGGAGAGGGACAACAGAAUGGUUAUUGCAUUCGUUUUGAUCCUUGGGGUCUUUUAUUGUUCUUUUUUACCUUAUUUUAUCUUCGUACAUAUUUUAUAUUUUUGUCCAUGCCGUACCUCUCACGCGUUUGGCUUGUAUCGUUACGUCGCCAACGAAUUUCUAUCUGUAAGCUCCAUGGUCGACCCCUUCAUGUACGCAUGGAGACUUCCUCGGUUUAACCGUUCCUUUCGCUCAUGCUUCCAGCGACUAAGAAAAAGAAAUGCCGUGGCAGAAUUAAACGGAACGAGUUCAAACAUAAAUCUUGCCGCUGUAGGAAGAGACAAGGGGAAGCUGACGGUGGCCCACUCUGAAAACUCUAGCAAAACCAAUCCUUGCAUGGAUGUCGGCACAAAAGAUUCCACUUUGAAAACAAGUUGA